CAAUUUUGCAUUCGCAUCUCAAUCGCAUCUUUAUUUACUUCUACAUCUUGCAUUAUUACGUAUUGAUUGAUUGCGCUCAUAUGUAUUUACGUAUCUCCCAAGUUUAGUUGGAUUUGUUGAAGUGUGGUAUUGAAGUUGAUUUGGUUGGUUGUUCACCUAUAUUCAAUAAGCUCACUGUACUGUUAAGCCGAGUUUUCGAAGCUCCAGAUUUUUACUAAAGGUUCUUCAAACUUGUGUGGAAUUUAAGCUCGUGAAGAAUGGCAGCAGUUAAAGGACUCGGUUGUGCGUCGAAUCUCAACGUGAAAAAUUGUACCUAUACAUGGACAAUCGACAACUAUUCGGUUCUUUCCGCAACACGAGAAAACUUUCGAUCUCCCCCUUUUUCAGCUGCUGGUGAUGAUUUCAAGUGGUGUUUGGAGCAUAAAAUCUCAUGGACGCAGAAUGAAGAUCAUGUUUCUUUUGUCUUGCUUCCUGUUUCUGACGAUGAUUUUAAAAAGUACAGUCCUGUAACUGGAAAUUUGAAAGCUUCAGUGAUUUAUACAAUGAAAGGCAUCAGUGAUCGUCUAACUAAAGAAGGUUCCUUCAAGAUUAUCUAUAAUGGAUCCCCUCGACGUUUUGAACUGCUUUUUUGUACACUUGCUAAAUGUAAGGAUAUUCUGGCAAGAGAUGAUAAAUUACAUGUUGUUUACCACCUGAAGUACUUGAAAACGAACGAUAUUUGUUCUGAUAAUUCUACUUUUUCGGACUCGGAUCUGUUUAAAACUAUCCAGUGCAGCCUUUCACGUGACCUCGAACAGAUUCUUAACGACGAUGAUGACUUCAGCGAUAUGACUAUUUCAGUUAAAGAUAAAAAUUACCUCGUUCAUAAAGCGAUCUUAGCUGCUCGCAGUUCGGUUUUCAGAGCCAUGUUCAAAAGCAAUAUGCAAGAAAGCCAAAAUAAUCACAUUACCAUUACAGAUAUCGAGCGAGAAACCUUUGAGGAAAUGUUGUACUACAUUUACACCGGAAAGGCACAAAAUUUAAACGAAUCGGCCUUCGAGUUAUUACCGGUGGCUGAUAAAUACGAUCUCAAAGGAUUGAGAAUCAUGUGCGAAAAAGUUUUGUACAAGAAAUUAGCCCCAGACAACGCACUCAAGAUUCUAAUAUUGGCAGAUAUGCAUCGUGCCAAAGAGUUGAAGACGCUCGCCAUCCGAUACAUUAAGCGAAAUGCUACCAAUGGCGAUGACUUCAAAAGCGAUGAAAUUUUGGAGGUUUUGAAAACGUCUCAUCCCGGGUUGAUGUGCGAUAUGCUGGCUGAAUUUUUGAAUAAGGAGUAAUGGAUUACAUAUUAUAUAAUAAUUAUAAGUAGGUAGGUAAGUACAAUCUACGAUUUUUACGUCUUGUAUUCUGAAUCGGCAGUGGUGUUGGGAAUGUAAAAUUUUGGUCAUGGAUUUAAAAAACGCUGAAGUUACAAAUGAUUUGAUCACUUUUCGUGUUUGAGUACUUAUUGAAAAUGUUGAAUGUUUUUUGUGAAAAAAUGGAAGAAUGGACAUUUUCAUGAUUAUAAAUGGGUGACAAAAAAGAAUCGGUUAUAUCGAUAUGUAGGUACGUAAUGUGUGAUUUUCAUUUUGAAGAUUCUCGUCAGAAAAAAAAAAUUCAAACAGAUGAAAUGUUUUUGGAGCGUUGAAUUUUAAGUAACGAGACCGACUCAUUUUUCUCAACCUCUUCCUGUUUCCCUUCGUGAGCGAUAUUCAGUUCUAAAAAAUGUGAUAAAUUUCAUGCUUCGUAAUGAUUUUGUGUUUAUUAAAUUUUGUCCAAAAUUUCUGCAAUUUUUUAUGCAUGUAUUUUAUCGAUUCAAUCAUAUGUACUCGUAUUUUGUUUGUAUGUAUAUUCUCUCGAAUUUAAUGUAUGAUACAAAUAUUUAUACUAAAGUACUUAAUAAUAUAGAUAGCUUUUUAUUCUACCUUUUUCCAGGAAUUUUGUUUCUAAAGUUACAUAUAAGCUACAAAUGUGCCAUUUUACUUCAGUAAUUAUACGUUUAUGUGGAAAAAUUCUUGUCAACAUUUCAUACAGCAUCUGAUGUUUCGUCACGUCUUUCUUUGAGCAUCACGAAAUGAAUUAAAUUGUUUUCAGUUUUUGACAACGAGACCUUGCAAAUGGUGUAUUUUUUGUAAAAUUUUUGACCCGCAUACAGGAUGACUAAAAAAUUUGCGAAGCACAUUUCUUCCUUUUUAUUCCAACAUGAAGGUUAUGUUCGCUUGAGAAGAAUUUGUCAACUUCCUGUCAUUUGAUAGAAAUUCUCAAUUCUGAGCAAAAUCGUUGAAAAUUUUCUCUUUUUACACAAAAAUUAUCCAAUAUGAUCGUGUUUUGACAGAAAUUACUAAAAGUAUUCAAAAAGUGCUUCUUUUGGCUAAAAUCGUAAAAAUCUUGCUUUUUGCCCGAAAUUGUCAAAAAUGUUUAUUUUUUCAAAAGUUUACAAAAAGUCUUGUGUUUUUUGCCAGAAAUUACUAUUGGGCGCUAUUGGCCCUCAAGACUGAUUUUUGGACAAAUUUUGUACAAAAAUUGUAGGGUAUGCAGGCGUUUGCAAGUCGGCAACAUUCGUAGAUGACCUUGCAACCUAUCAAAAGGGGUAAAAUUUUGAAAUGUUUUUAUGAACAAUUUCAGCUCAAAAUUUGGUCAUGAUUUUUUUUGCAUCUUUCAAAAAUGAGUCAAAUUUUGCGGGAAUUUUUCUAAUAUUUCGAUGUGUCAUUUUUUUGAACAUUUUUGAUGAAUUUUCAGCACAAAAUUUGAGAGGAGUAGGAUUGCCCUCACCGCUUAGGUGAUCAUUCGCGUAAUUUUCCCCUUACAAGAAGCUUCUGCAUAUGUUUCUAUAAUAGAGUCUGCGCUUUAUUCCAUAUACUGUAAGUAGGGUAACGUGAUAAAUUCUUCUAAACUUAUACGUGCGCUCAUAGGAUCCCUAAAUAACUGGAAGGAUCCCCCUAACUAUCGUAUGAUAAUACGAUCAGAUCAUUCGUUCCCGCCGAAUGAUCUAUUCUUUUGAUGAAUAUUUUCUAAGCACAAAGUUGCUUUGGCGAGCCACAAACUUUACUUGGUCUUGUAACUCCGCGGUAACUUGUUCCUCCUCAAAAUGAUGUGUGUUAGCUAUAUCGACACAAUGAAUGUGUGAGAACAAAUGGGGUUCUCCCCUGCUUGUCCUUUUUUAUGUUUUACCCACCUUCAGCGUGGUAAUUAGUGUUUCUCUGAACGUUUUAAUUAAUUAUUAUUAAAUACAGUUCUUUUGAAUACACUUCAAUUUUCUGGACAUCGAAAGUAUUUCUCGUCUAUACAUCGAGCCUAUAGAUAGAUGUUCCUACCUAUGCACCUAUAGUUUUGGUUAGUGCUUCAGAAGAGGUAGGAAAAAUGCAUAGUGUCCAAGUAAGUCUAAGGUAAUUAAUUAUAGAUAAAUCAUAAUUAAUUGAGAUGCAUAAAAUUAGUAAUUAUACACCUAGCAUCAGUGGCUGUAUAGGAGAUACUUAUUUUAUCUCAGACGAAAGACAUAGUUUCACCAUGUUUUAGUUAGAUUAGGGUAGCAAAAGUAGCACGUAAUCACUUGGGCUAAAACUCAAGUGGUUACAUGUAGAUUAAACUUUACUCGAUACGAGUGUGCACUCGUAUUGAAUUACAUAAUAAUACCUAGUUUUAAUUACCCUUUAUUAUUUUGUAUGUAUCUCGAUCGGUAUAUCAUUCAAUAAACAUAUCGAUUAGCAUGAA
Messenger RNA from Planococcus citri (citrus mealybug), 3729 nucleotides. RefSeq names its product speckle-type POZ protein-like. The transcript has 3 exons. Gene Ontology annotation, molecular function: ubiquitin protein ligase binding. The coding region runs from base 258 to 1316 and encodes 352 amino acids. Gene Ontology annotation, cellular component: cytoplasm. NCBI's taxonomy places the organism in Eukaryota, Metazoa, Arthropoda, Insecta, Hemiptera, Pseudococcidae. The record is from RefSeq and is a predicted model, not a curated record. Gene Ontology annotation, biological process: proteasome-mediated ubiquitin-dependent protein catabolic process; regulation of proteolysis.